Molecule: messenger RNA, 849 nt
Organism: Morus notabilis
Lineage: Eukaryota; Viridiplantae; Streptophyta; Magnoliopsida; Rosales; Moraceae
Exons: 5
Coding region: 59-730 (223 amino acids)
Source: RefSeq, a predicted model, not a curated record
CUUCCAGCACGCAAAAACGACACUCCUCUCGUCGUCGUUUCAGAGGAAGAACGUGUCUAUGGCGAUUCUUGACCUGAUGGAAGUUAGGAUUUCUGCGAUUUUUCUUCUCGGCAGCUCAUUUCUUAGCUGCUUUUCAGGGUUGGUAUUAUCGGCGAUUGUGAGGUUGGAUUCGAUUGAGAUAUACAAAACCCACGAGAUUCUGAAAUCCGUGAAACCGAAGGUCUAUUUCAGUUGUAAAGGGGAGAACAAGACGGAUUUGCCUGAUGUGAAGAAAUCCCACGAAUUGUAUAAAUUCAAAGGCGAAGAGUCUUGGCAGCCUCUGACGGAACUUCCGGACAAGAAAUGCAAGCGAUGUGGGUUCUAUGAGAAAGACGUAUUUAAAUCAGAUGAUGUGUUCGAUGAGUGGGAGUUCUGUCCUUCAGACUUCACUUCUGAUGGAAAGUAUAUCAGAUUCAAGGACAAUGAAGUGAAUGCUACUUUCUCUUGUCCAAAGUGUACACCUUCUUCCACUGGUUCGAAUUCAGCCUCCGACUCGCAUAAAGGGAGAAAAGGAAUGCACGUUGCUCUUAUCAUACUGAUAAGUGCCCUCAUUUCGACGGUGUUAAUUCUUGGAUUGAUAGCUGCAUACAAAUAUUGGCAAAAGAAAAAGAGAGAGCAAGAUCAAGCUCGGUUCUUGAAGCUCUUUGAAGAGGGGGAUGAUAUUGAGGAUGAAUUGGGCCUUGGAAUCUAAUAUGAUUAUUGAGAGUUGCUUGGUUUGAUUUCUGUACUGUACUGUACACAUUCCUAAUGUUUCAGUGCCUACGAUACAAGCAAGGCCAGUAGCCAAAUAUCCCUUCAUAAACUCCAACA